Molecule: messenger RNA, 462 nt
Organism: Vigna radiata var. radiata (mung bean)
Lineage: Eukaryota; Viridiplantae; Streptophyta; Magnoliopsida; Fabales; Fabaceae
Exons: 1
Coding region: 1-462 (153 amino acids)
Source: RefSeq, a predicted model, not a curated record
AUGCUUGAUGCAGCUCCUGUCAGCACUCCUAUGAAUUUUUCCACCAAAAUAUCUUCUGAUGGUGUUCCUCUUGAUGACCCCGCUGCAUUCAAAAGGCUAAUAGGAAGGCUUAUAUACCUCACCAACACCCGUCCAGAUAUCACCUACGCUAUCCAUCGUCUCAGCCAAUUUGUUGCUGCUCCAACCACGCUCCAUCACCAAGCUGCCUUUAGAAUCUUACGCUAUAUCAAACAAACUCCUGGACAAGGUAUUUUUCUAACCGCAAAUAAUAACCUUCAAUUACAAGCUUACAGUGAUUCCGACUGGGCCGACUGUCCUGAUUCUCGCAAAUCUAGCACUGGCUAUAUUGUUUACUUGGGGGACUCACCAAUAGCAUGGAAAUCAAAAAAGCAAAACACGGUCUCCCACAGCUCAUCCGAAGCUGAAUACCGCGCUCUUGCCCAGACCGUCUGUGAACUCUAG